Molecule: messenger RNA, 1284 nt
Organism: Sparassis crispa
Lineage: Eukaryota; Fungi; Basidiomycota; Agaricomycetes; Polyporales; Sparassidaceae
Exons: 4
Coding region: 1-1284 (427 amino acids)
Source: RefSeq, a predicted model, not a curated record
AUGGCUAGCAACUCAGCGCCGAAUCCGAACAUUGCGAAGCUCAACGCUGCCAUCGAGGAGAUAGAAAACUUGAAAACAAGUUUGUCAGCAUACAAGGAGAAGACACAGAAGAUCGUACAGGUUCUGCAUGGGGAGAACCAGGUCCUCAAAGGCGAGCUGUUGGUGAUCCGGCAGCGGGUUGAAUAUCUUGAGGAGCAACUAGGUAUUGCAGUCGAAGGCGGUGACAACAGCGGGCCGAGCUCUGCACAAGAAGUUGACGCAAUGGCAGGAGAAGUAGAGCAGCCUGCAGAUGAGAUGGAUGAGGACGAGAAAAAACUGGAGCUCAGUCGUGAUGCUGCAGAGAGUAAGCCGAUCAAACACUCCGCAUCUCAGAAAACCAAUGCCAUGGGUCUUCGAAAGGUGUUAGAGACAGUUCGUGCGCUCGGUGCCCAAUGGGUGCCGACAUGCAAGAAGUUCCUAGAGGACAUCCUUGAUACAGACCUCGAGACCCAAAUCAGAUCGAAGUAUGACUACAUGGCAUAUGAGUGGGGCGAGAUCAACAAGAUUGCAGAGAGCAAUGAUGACUUACAAGCCGCUGAAGAUGAUGGCUUUGGUGAGCAGGCCGUCAAAGGUGGUGGAGAGGAUGAGGGGCAGGUGUUGCCUGUAGCUACCAAGGAUACAAGACAGAGUAGGCCCCGCGGAGCACAGAAUUCCCGAGUCUCGUCGAAACUCAAAGCUCGCCAGCGCAAACGCGCACACUCCACAUACACGGAUGCUAAGUUUGACUCAGCAUUCAUAACCAACACCAUGUCAGAUGACGAAGACGAUCCAGAUGCAAUCCCGGGGGAAGGAAUGAAGAAAUGGAUAAGUCGCGCGCCCGACUAUCGUAGUGAUAUCGUUAAGCAGUUAUACCAAGACAUCGACGCGAUUGCUGAUCUGGAGCCAGACAAGGCCAAGGCAGCGACCACACGUAUACGAGGGGCAGAGAAAAAGGAUAGUGUUCCACCGAAGGCCAAGAACUUCAAGAGUCAGAUUCGUGCAUGGCAGGUAAAGCAAGAGCUGUUAGAUGUGAAUGAGCACUGGUUUACAUCUGGGAGAGUCGCUAAGAGUGGUAUGGCGUGGGGAGACCCGGAAGAUCCAGAGCCGGAAAGUGAGAAGAAACGCAAGCACAAUGGAGAAGGAUCAAAGAGGGGGAAGGGGAAGAAACGUGCUAUAGAUCGGAGUGCAGCGGAGAAGUCCAGGGCGGAGCUUGAUGAGUUAUUGAAUGGUGAGGACAUGAACGCAGUUCUCACCUUAGAGACCUGA